Messenger RNA from Ruditapes philippinarum (Manila clam), 2337 nucleotides. RefSeq lists its product as uncharacterized. NCBI's taxonomy places the organism in Eukaryota, Metazoa, Mollusca, Bivalvia, Venerida, Veneridae. The record is from RefSeq and is a predicted model, not a curated record. The coding region runs from base 55 to 816 and encodes 253 amino acids. The transcript is spliced from 2 exons.
UGUCGGGUACGUGAAACGGUGCGGAUUUUCCGUGUUACGGUGCUUCCAUCCAAGAUGUCGGACCGAGAAACAACAAGAAGUUUCACUGUCGGAGAAGAAAACCUGUGUUACUAUUGUAAGUUCUCCAGUAUGGAUCUUCAAGAGUGUAUCAAUCACUUAGUUGUUCAGCAUGGUCAUCUGCAACAUAAAUUAAGAACGAGAGCAUUCAACGCGUCAACGGGUCAAAUUGGUCUUUUAUCAAAAGAUUUUGGAGUAAUACCAAAUUUAGAGCUGGAAACUGGACAAUACUUCAAAGUAGAUGCAACGACAUUUUCACUGGCAGUCAAAUGCAAUAAUGAAAAUAUUGAUAUUUUACAAGAAUCUUUUCACAAUCUUUCACUUGAUAUUGAAGUAGAGCAAAUUGCUAGUCCAUUUACGAUAAAGCAUAAAACUUUAACACCCUUAAAAUCAUUUCAUACUGUUCCUUACGUUGACUCGUCUCGACAAGAAGAAACUUCAUCAUAUGAGAAAGUUAUUAAAAAUUUUGAAGAAAUGAAAACUCUUCUACCAAGUGUCAUAGAGGAAAUGAAAAAGAGCGGACAUUUAAAACCGCGGAUGGACUUUCAUAGAAUGGUUAGUAAUGGAAAUUUUCCAUUUGAUAAUAUAGCAUUCCAACUCUUUAUGGAUGUCUGCCGUUUUUAUGCUUGCGACAAUACGUCCGAAGUGACUUAUAGUGAUGCAGUUAAACGGUUUUGGCGUAUUGGAUUCAGACUUUUUUCAUGGAAAGUGGUUGAAAUUUAUGAGUGGACCAAAACACUUAGGAAAACUGGUUACUAAAGAAUGUGAGAGGGGAUAUUUUACACCCCUCACAUUUCAGGGAUCACAUGUUUGACACUAGUAAAAGGAGCAGAGGAAAGAGAAAACGUUAAUUAGGAAAUAUUUCUAAGCCGGAAAAACCAGUAAGACGACCAACAACUGUGAGAGAAUUCCAUAGGGCUCACGAAUCUAAAGUUUUGCCGCACGUACGACAGGGAUUAAAUCUUGAAUCCUGUAAAGAUAAGAGAUUUAAUAAUUAAACAUUUGCAAGAAGAACGCUAAAACAAUAAUAUUGUCUUCCGGUAUUUGUUAUUUAAAUUUUACUGUGUAUUUGUUUUGCACUCUGUGUCAUAAUAAUAAUUCUGAAAACACAUAUAUAUUUGCCUUGGAACUGAUGAAAUACUGUUCAACAUGCGUUAUAGUGCAACGAGGUAUUAAAGCCAUUUUUAAAUACCUGUUUGUUUCACCUUAUCAUGACUAUAUAGUGUAGAAUAAUCUGCUACAGGAGUUAACUAGGACCAAUGUUGUCAUUUUCAGGUACUUCGCAGCAUAUGAGUGACUUGACAGUAACAGAAACAAUGCCUUUCUACGUGUUGAAACUAUUAUUUAAUGAAUAUUUCUUGUUAAUAUUUCAGAUAAAUUAUGUCUUCAUGGCAUGCAUAUACACCAUGAUCAAAAAUGAUAAAUAAAUAAAUGAUAUGUGAAAACAAUUGUUUAUUAAUUUUAAUAUUAUACAAUCAUUUGAGAUCAUUUGUAAAAUAAAAGGAAAUCACUAUAAAUCAGCAGCAAAUCACAGUAUGAAUCACAGAACAUGUAAAUGAUAGUAAAACAAUAAUAUCAAAGCAACAGUAUCAAUAGUUAUAAAAAUGAGUAUAAGUACAUGUAUAUCAGAACUUCCUUACACACUGCUUGGACCUUACUAAUAUCGGAAUGUAUGACUGUUUUAAAGCACAAACAUCUUUCCUUAAUUUCAACACUUACAAAAUAUAUAAACGAGUCCAUACUAACAAAAAAGUAUGUGUAAUGUAUAAAACAGUCGCAGGUUAAUUAAGAAACAGUGGUGUGUGAAACCGACUAGAACAAAACGUACCGUUUUUGACCACUUAAUUUGAUCACGUUAAAACAGUUUACAUUAAAUUUAGUUCUGUCAAAUAUUUAUUGGAGAAAAGCUCGUUAAAAUAGCAGGUUCUAUUGAAAUAGAUUAUUCUUUAUUUAAAACUAGACUACUGUAAGUACUUGUCUGAAAGUGAGGAUGAUAGUCAAUAAUAAGUAUAUAAACUUUCAAAACAAUACCUUAAGGAAAUAAGUGAGUGGGUACGGAAAACUUAACCGAAAUUCUUAGUUGAAAAGGGGGCAUAACUUUGUCAAAAUCCUUGACAAAAUUAUAUCGUCUUGACUGAAAGUUGAAAUAAUGGACACUUACAAGUAUGUUAAGUUCCCAGGGUUAACGAAAUAAGUAAGAUGGUACGAAAAAGGGGCGUAAUUUUGUCAAAAUUCUUGACCAUAAUAUGACUGAGUUAUGUCAUCUUACCUAGAAGUGGA